Messenger RNA from Paramuricea clavata, 2098 nucleotides. The record is from the annotation of a GenBank genome assembly. Lineage: Eukaryota; Metazoa; Cnidaria; Anthozoa; Malacalcyonacea; Plexauridae.
GGAAUACAAAGCUUGUUAUAUAGAAAUAGGCAGAUGUUAUCGCAUAUAAUGUAAGCCCUGUAAGUGUAUUUGUUAAUUCUCAGCAGGAUGGCGACUAGCGAGGGUCCUAGUUCACCAAAAGCAAAACGCAGAAAACUCCCGUCAAAUGUAGCUAAUUCUAGUGCCCCAGUGGGACAGACUGCUAAUGCCUCGCCGGAUAACCCAUCUUACGCGAAGAGUUAUCUACGAGUGAGUAAAGCCAAUGUUUACAUGAUCAUAGCGCUAUGUGUUGAAGAUUUUGUCGAUGAUCCUCCUGAGCCCUGCAAGAAAGUCGGUGCGGUGCUCGUGUUACCAAACGACGUGGUUUGCGCCGCAGAUUGUUCUCGAGAUGGCGUCCACGCUGUAGCCAGGUUGUUGAUGAAGCACUACGAUAAGGCCAAAGGUUCGAAGAUGUUCAUGUCUCGAAAGCCGUGCCCGAUGUGUGCAAAGCUGUUGGUUCAAUCGAAAGUGGAACGAGUCUUGUUUCUGCCGUUUGAACCGGAAUACUAUCGUUCCCCCAAACCGCUUGAACCAGAUGCGGACGAGAAGACUAGCGAGGAAAUCAAUAAAAUCAAUGAUGAAAUAAAUGAAUCCAACAAUACCCAAAUGAAACAAGUCGAUAACCUGUUCACCGCAAGCGCUAUUGCCCAGACAAGGUUCGUUUUGCAAGUCGAGAAGCCGGUUCUUGAAGAUGCGGAACAGAAAACACCAUCAAAGGAUACAAGGAACCAGAUUGCCGAAGAAACACGUAGAUUGAUAAAAAAAUAUGGUUUUGAAAGAAACCCCAAUUGGAUGGAGUGUAUUAAGGACGAACUACCGUGGCCAGCAUUCGACAAUGAGAUAAAAGCGGAAGUUCUAGAAUACUUUGACAACGCUAUGAAGUGGAUGGCAAGAGCUAACGUUUUGCAAGGCCGUGGGUUGAAUUACGAGUUUGAGCCCUGCAGUGAGAAGUCAAAGAAUUCCGAUGCCUUUAAUCCAGUGAAUAACCCCACCCAUGCGAUUCAAGCCCGUCAUUUCAUGUCGAUAGCGAGAUUUUUGGCCGAACGCACAGACGACCCCAAAGCCGGAGUUGGUGCAGUAAUUGUAAGUCCAGAAAUGGAAAUAAUUUCGCUUGGUUGGAAUGGCUUUCCUCUCAAAGCACUUUAUGGCGAGUUUCCAAGAGCUUCAAAAGAUGAUAAAUCUAUUGUUGAUAAGAAAUACCCGUAUGUAAUCCAUGCUGAGCAGAAUGCCCUCUUGUUUCGAAAUAACAAAAAUAUCAAAGGCACGAUUUUGUUUGUUACAAAAUCUCCGUGCAAUGAAUGCGCUCCUUUGAUUGCCAUGCAAGGUAUUGAAACCGUUGUCGUCGACGAUGAUGUCUUAUCGCGUGAUGAUGCAGCCCAAAAGAGCGGCUUGGGGUAUAAGAAGUUUCCUGAUAUGAUCAAAAGUGGCAAGUUCGUUUGCUUUCAAACAAAAGAGCCGCGAGCAGAUCCAGAUCCUAGCAAAGCCAGCAGAGCACUGCAGUUCGAUGAUGAAAAACAGGUCGUAGCAUAAACUCUGAACAAAUUGACACUUCCGAUUCUUGUAGAGUUAUAUUAAUUCUUGACAUGUUACAUUUAAGUUACGAAUACUGCAGUAAGAAUUACAAUAACACAAUAGGAUGUCAACAAAACUUGACAACAAGGUUGUGGAAUAGCCAGUAACCCAAAACAUAAAUUAAAUGUCUUUAUAAAUUAAAUGCUGUUACCAUGUCGAUGGAUAAUAAAAUAAAUAGAUAGGAAACUAGCUGACGUGGCCUAAUGUUUUCAAUGGGCUGAUGGCGUGAUUGGACGUUGAAACCUAGUUGCAAACCAAAUUCUCAAAAACGGUAUAUUUAGCAAUAAUACAGCUAAACAUUUCAGUCAAAGAGCAAAUAAGUAUAACUACGCCAUUCUACGAUGAAAUCUCUACGUAUUCCCAGUCAAUUUUAGCAAAUAUUUCAAACACUAAACAGUGAAAAAUGCAUCGCAAAUUUCGUUAAAAUUGGCGACGCCAAUUUCGUAGCUACAAAUUUAAAAAAAAUACAAAACAAAGACGAAAAACAUUUACCUUGAAUACUUUGUCG